This is a messenger RNA of Drosophila hydei, 3501 nucleotides long. Its product is annotated as sodium-dependent neutral amino acid transporter B(0)AT3. Gene Ontology annotation, cellular component: membrane. The record is from RefSeq and is a predicted model, not a curated record. Lineage: Eukaryota; Metazoa; Arthropoda; Insecta; Diptera; Drosophilidae. The coding region runs from base 338 to 2521 and encodes 727 amino acids. Gene Ontology annotation, biological process: sodium ion transmembrane transport. The transcript is spliced from 7 exons.
CGUUAUGUUAACUCAAACAAAGGAAAUGAACAAACUGCAAUUAAGAUGGCGUCUAGUGAUAAUUUUACUUAGUGCACUAAAGUAUGCAAUGCGAAUGUCGAUCGAUCCUUUACUCACUUGAACAACACAGCACAGCACAGCAAACAGUUCAGCAAGCAGUCAUAUCUAAGCACUCAGCAGCAAGCAGUGUUCCAAUUAGCACCUGCACGAAGUAUUAUUCGAUUUCCUACUGGCAAAAAGCACUCUUAUCUUAAAUUAACUACGAUUUAAAUAACUAAAUAAAAAACAAUAAUCGAAAACUACAAGAACACUUUUACCGUUUAACGCAACAUCGACUAUGGCGAAUACAGCGCAAUUGUUACGUCGCCAGAGCUCGCGCGACAUUGUGCUCAAGACCCAAAGGAGUAUCGAUCAGUUGGAGCUGCGAGAGCUGCGUGGCCGCCUGGUGCCCAAGGAGCAUGGCGUCAGUCAUCAUCAUCACACAUCGCUGCAUCACCAUCAUCAGCCCAUGUACGGUGCGACGAAUCAGGGUUUCAUGUCCGAUGCCUUUGAUGAGUCAUCCGAAUUGGAACAGGAGCCACCUUUUGGCUCAGAUACCAGUACCAGCAGGAUCAAGGACGAAAUCACCACUGGUGUCGAUCAGCAGCAGCAACAGGACAUUGUUGAGGGCGAAAAAGAGGGCGAGGAGCGCGAGAGUUGGGAUAGCAAAAUUAUGUUCCUGCUAGCUACCAUUGGCUACGCAGUUGGUCUGGGCAAUGUUUGGCGUUUUCCAUAUUUGGCGCAGAAGAAUGGCGGCGGUGCCUUCCUGGUACCCUAUUUUAUAAUGCUAUGCGUGCAGGGUAUACCGAUUUUCUAUUUGGAGCUGGCGAUUGGUCAACGACUGCGCAAGGGGGCCAUCGGUGUGUGGAGCCAGGUGUCACCAUAUCUGGGUGGGAUUGGCAUCUCGUCGGCUGUGGUCAGUUUCAUUGUCGCGCUCUACUACAACACGAUAAUUGCCUGGUGCCUGAUCUACUUGCUGCACAGCUUCGAAUCGCCAUUGCCGUGGGCCGAUUGUCCGACCCGGCUCUAUAAGAACUAUACGUACGAUCAUGAGCCGGAGUGUGUGGCCUCGUCGCCGACCCAGUUCUAUUGGUAUCGCACCACGCUGCAGUGUUCGGAGAGCGUGGAUAUGCCGGAGCAUUUCAAUUAUCAUAUGGCCAUAGCGUUGAUUGUGUCCUGGUUUCUGGUCUACAUCUGCAUGGUGCAGGGCAUCACAUCUUCGGGCAAAAUUGUCUAUAUGACGGCCAUAUUUCCGUAUGUGGUGCUUAUCAUCUUCUUCUUUCGUGGCAUCACACUCAAAGGGGCCGCCGAUGGCGUGGCUCAUCUGUUUACGCCACGCUGGGAGACGCUUCUCGAUCCGGUUGUUUGGCUGGAGGCUGGCACCCAAAUCUUCUUUUCGCUGGGACUCGCCUUUGGCGGCCUGAUUGCGUUCAGCUCGUAUAAUCCGGCUAACAAUAAUUGCUAUAGGGAUGCUAUCCUGGUGUCGAUGACCAACUGCGGCACCUCAAUGUUUGCCGGCGUCGUUGUCUUUGCGGUGAUUGGCUUUAAGGCUACGGCGACCUUCGACCGCUGCACAGAGGAAAGAGCCAGCCUCGUGGCAUUGAAUCGGACGCACAAUCUGCCUAUUUGUGAUCUACAACAAGAGCUGGCCAAUAGUGCCUCUGGCACGGGACUCGCAUUUAUCAUCUUUACGGAAGCGAUAAAUCAGUUUCCUGGGGCCCAGCUCUGGGCUGUGCUCUUCUUUCUAAUGCUCUUCACCUUGGGCAUCGAUUCGCAGUUUGGCACGUUGGAGGGCGUGGUCACAUCUCUGGUGGACAUGAAACUCUUUCCCAAUCUGCCCAAGGAAUAUAUCGUGGGCGCUCUGUGCCUUUCCUGCUGUGUGAUCUCCAUGUGCUUUGCCAACGGCGCCGGCAGCUAUAUCUUUCAGCUAAUGGACAGCUUUGCUGGUAAUUUCCCAUUGUUGAUCAUUGCACUGUUCGAGUGCCUCUCGAUUAGCUACAUUUAUGGCGUUAGACGCUUCUCCGAUGAUAUUGAGAUGAUGACCGGCUCCCGGCCGGGCUUUUACUGGAUGUUCUGCUGGAAGUAUUUGUCACCCUGUGCCAUGGUCACCAUCCUAUUGGCCUCCUUCUAUCAACUGGUGACUGAGGGCAGUAGCUAUCCGGCCUGGAUCGCAGCCAUGGGUGCCACCGAGAAAAUGGAAUGGCCACAUUGGUGCAUUGUCGUCGCCUUCAUACUGAUCCUCUCCUCCAUACUGUGGAUUCCACUCGUGGCCAUUCUACGUCUGUGCGGCAUUAAGGUGGUCGAGGACUCGGAUCCCGCCUGGUUUCCUGAAGCAGAGCUCAAGGAGGUACAUGGCAUUGUGCCACAUGAACCCACCGAGCUGGAGCGCAGUGUUUUCUGUUUCAACAUGGAUGGAACGGAGGGCAUGUGCUGUCCCAAAUAUGGACUGCCCGAGAAGUCGCUCGAGGAAGAGGAGGAGUAAGUGCAGCAGCAUCAGCUGCACAUCAAGACAAUAAUAACAAAAUACAUAACAGUUAACUGUAAAUAUGGACAUUAAGUCAUCAAAAAAGAAAACAAAUCCGAUGAAGGCAGUGUCGGUAACUCCCAUGUAUGUAUCUAUAUGUUCCCAAAGACUGCUCCAAACACAAGAACAACAGUAGCCGUAGUAGAAGUAUCAAACAGUAACAACAGGAGCCCCAAGAGAGGUGAACUUAGCGCCUUCUGCGCGGUUUCAGCAACUACAAUAAAAAGGAGAAUGAUAUACUGAAAAAGAAGUCUAUAAUAAUAAUAUUAAAGCAAAAAGCAAAACAGCUAAAAUAUCUAGAAAAUGUUUUCGCAUAAUUCCAUUUAGUAUGUUCGGUGUACUAUAACUAAUUAUCUAUGUGUAUAAAGCAGUUGGCAUAGCAAACAAUACGAAAUUAAAUACUAUAAUGCAGCCAUAUAUACUCUGUAGCCAUGAUAUCGCUAUAUAUAGAGAACUAUAAGAGCUAGAGCUAUCAAAUUUAGUAGCAGUAUGCACGAUGGGUAUACGAGUAUAGAGAAUAUUUCCUUUUUGGACAUCCAAGGCAUCUAAAUGGUAAUAUACCCUGGUAGUUGCGAAUCCCAUCAUAUUAUAAUGACAUAUAAGCAACCAAGCUACAGAUCAUAUGUAUUAUUGGGAGGGAGCUAGAAGCGCACUGUGUGAACUCUGGCUACAGAGUAUCUACAAGUCAGGCCUUUUCGACUAUAUUACAUAUUUGUUUUCUUUUGCCUCAAUAGAGCUGAAAGUGGGACAUACCUAUACAAUGCUCGAGCUUUGUUUUUGGCAUUACCCGUAUACAUAUAUGUAAACACAUUUCCGAUUUCCAUUUUUGAUGUUGAUUCUUGGAUUUUGUUGACUUAAAAGAAAAGACGGAAGGAAAUAAAAUGCAAAGUGAAAUUGAUGGCAAGUUAAUAAAAAAACAAAACAAAAGAAAACCGAUU